This is a messenger RNA of Ipomoea nil (Japanese morning glory), 1890 nucleotides long. RefSeq names its product aspartic proteinase-like protein 2. Gene Ontology annotation, molecular function: aspartic-type endopeptidase activity. The record is from RefSeq and is a predicted model, not a curated record. The coding region runs from base 405 to 1811 and encodes 468 amino acids. Gene Ontology annotation, biological process: proteolysis. Lineage: Eukaryota; Viridiplantae; Streptophyta; Magnoliopsida; Solanales; Convolvulaceae. The transcript has 12 exons.
UUAACUAAAAAUAGUAGUCGGAAGUCUCCAUUCUGUGUUCUGCGUACGUUGCAGAAGAGAAGAGAAGAGAAGAGCCAUGGCGGGAGUGAGCAUCAUCACUGGCUUUGUCUCUAUCUGCAAAUGGCUUCGCUCAUCGUUAUCUUCUUCUCUUUCUUUCUCGCCGAUUUUUUGCUUCGUUUUCUCCGAUUUUUCGUCUUAUUUCUCACCGAUUCCAUUCUUACUUCUUCACCGACUCACCGAUUUUCUUCUUAUCUCCCCGAUUUCCUUCUUCUUUUUCCUCAUCAUCGCUUUUCGUUCCGUGUUGUGUCAUUCAAUUGCUUCGCCCCUAAGCAUUCCACUCCACCGUAAAGGGUUUCGUGCCGAAACAGCCCAGGGAAUUGAAAGAAAUUGUGUAGCAAAUAGCAAUGAAGCUCCAGUGUGUACUGCUAUUGGUUUUGUGCUUGUUGGGGUAUGGAUAUUCCAACAACAUGGUGCUGAACUUGCACCAUAAGUAUGGCGGGCGUGAGGGCUCCAACCUGAGCGAUUUGAGGGCCCACGACCUACGCCGUCACGGCCGAAUGCUUGGCGCCGUCGACUUCCCUAUAGGUGGAACUACAAAAUCCACUGGCGUUGGACUCCACUAUACCAAGCUUAUGAUUGGUACUCCUCCAAAGGCCUAUAAUGUCUUUGUUGAUACCGGGAGUGACAUACCAUGGGUGCAUUGUGCUGGCUGUGACAGCUGUCCGAAAGAGAGCAGCCUAGGGAUAGAUUUGGUGCAGUAUGAUAUAAAGGCCUCUUCGACUGGAUAUUGGGUUAAUUGUUACCGAGAUUUUUGUUAUACAUUGUACACUAAACAAUAUCAAACUUGUGGCACUAGUCGGCACUGUGCAUUUGAGAUUUCUUAUGGGGAAGGAAGCAGAACAGUUGGAUCCUAUGUUCACGAUUAUGUUCAUAUUGAUCAAGUGACUGGAAACCUUCAAACUGCAUCUGUUGGCGGGACCAUUGUGUUUGGGUGUUCAUCUGAAGUAUCUGGGUUGCUAAGCACAGAUGAUGAAUCUUCUGAUGGGAUAAUUGGUUUUGGACAAGCAAAUUCAUCCUUUAUUUCUCAGCUAACGGCACAGAGAAAGGUGAAAAAGAUAUUUUCACAUUGUUUGAAUCGCAAUGGAGGUGGCAUACUUGCUAUAGGGCAAGUAGUUCAGCCUAAAGUAAAUUCAACACCACUCGAACCAAAUCGGCGCCAUUACACUGUUAUUUUGAAGUCAAUUGAAGUUGGCGGUGUUGCUCUAGACACUCAAUUUUAUGGUGGCGUAGAGACUAUAAUUGACAGUGGCGCAACCUUCGCCUAUUUUAGUGGUUGGAUCUAUGAUCCUCUCGUACACAAGAUGCUGGAAAAGCAACCUGGACUUAAAACUAGUUUUAUUAACGGGUUCAAAUGCUUUGACUACCAUGGAAAUGUUGAUGAAGGAUUCCCAGUUGUAACCCUUAAUUUUAUGGGUUCUCUGAAUUUGACGUUGUAUCCUCAUGAUUACCUUCUCUCAUUUGAUCAGCCUGGUGUACAAUGCAUUGCUUUGCUGUCUAAGGGAAUGACAUUGUUGGGAGAUGUUGCGCUCUCUAACAAGUUAUUCGUGUAUGAUCUCGAAAGCCAAACCCUCGGGUGGACGGAACAUGACUGCUCUUCCAGCAUCAAGGUAAAAGAUGAAGGCACGGGCAAUGUGUACACUUUGGGUGCCCAUCAUAGGGCGUCAUCAUCCGAUUUGAGAACAAGAAAAAGAAUUAUUUUUAUAUUCUUUUUCAUAAUUUACAUUUUUGUAUGUAAUAUCUUGACGAUAUAAGACGACAAAAGUUGUCAUUAUAGAUGUAUAUAGUGAAUGUCAUGAUAACAUAUUUAAUAAAAUGCAAUAUUUAUUAUUA